Molecule: messenger RNA, 1033 nt
Organism: Schistocerca piceifrons (Central American locust)
Lineage: Eukaryota; Metazoa; Arthropoda; Insecta; Orthoptera; Acrididae
Product: 26S proteasome non-ATPase regulatory subunit 10-like
Exons: 3
Coding region: 275-787 (170 amino acids)
Cellular component (GO): nucleus; cytoplasm
Molecular function (GO): protein binding
Source: RefSeq, a predicted model, not a curated record
CACGAGGGGUUGGGCAGAUACGCUACAUUGUCAGCCUGAAGAUCUGAUUGAAGUGCUCAAGCUGCUGUCUGAGCCACCAGCAGAAACCAGCACUCCAGCCACUGGAGACAGCGAGGUCACCCUGACCAGUCAGCUGCACACUGGCCACAAAAACUGCAGCAGGGCUCCUGUUCCAGCUGCAAAGCACACAGCUACCUGCCCCACUCCCACGUUUGACGACGCUUCCGUCUCUUUCCUGAGGACCCUCUCGGCAGCGGAGAAAGGAAGGAGGCUGAUGAAGGCAGCUAGCGAUGGGGCAGUGCAAGAGCUGCAGAUGCUGCUGGCAGCUGGGGCUGAUGUGGGUGCGACGGAUGGGAACAAGAAUACUGCGCUGCACUGGGCAGCCUGGCAGGGUCACGUGGAAGCGGCGAGCUGUCUGGUGGGGGCUGGCGCGGAGGUGGACGCCGGGAACUGGGUCCAGAACACGCCGCUGCACUGGGCUGCAUGGGGCGGCCGGCCGGCCGUGGUGCGGCUGCUGGCGGCGGCCUCUGCAGACCCCAAUGCCAGGAACGUGGACGGGGACACGCCGCUGCACUUCGCGGCAGAGCAUGGCCGCACAGAGGAGGCGAUUGCACUACUCGAUGCAGGGGCUGACAGCGGGGCCAGGAAUCACAAGGGGAAAACCCCAGUGGACCGCGCCAGGCAGUUCAACCACCAACACUGGAUAGACAGGAUAAGACGAGACCAGCAGUACAAUACACACCUCUGGAGUAAAAACAACGCUAGUCUACGAAAAUCACAACAGUAGUGACAAUGUGAGAUUCAUAUAAACUAAUGCGUGUAGCAAGAAGCGAGUUUCCUUCCAUGAAAACUCAACAAUAAUCGAAACGUAUAUCAUUAAUAAUAAACAUGUUUUUAACUAAAUUCAUUAUUGUAAAGUAAUUGGUAAGACUAUGCUAUUACAAAUAACACCACCUCCAGUGUGGCAGUAAGGCGCUGUACUGUUGCGGUAAGUUGUUGGACCACAGUUACAAUAAAUCUUUAAUUUAAUCAA